UCACUUAGAGUAAACACAGAACAGCUGAUCGGAGACGCUCGAAACGCACCAGAGCUUGCUACAAUGCAGUUUGCAAGCGCUGUGCAUGUAUCCGAGGCUUGGUGGGCGGAGGCAUGUAAGAAGGUGAAAAAUGCUGUUGUGUUUGUUGAUAACGCUUCAGCAGAAUGUCUCCACUGGAAUGGGGGUCUUGCCCGCUUAGUUGAAGCUGGUGCCAAGAAUGUUAAAGAAUUUUCAUCUUUUGAGUGUGGCAACAAAGGUGAUGUGAAAGCAGUAUUUAUGCUGGGAACUGCUGUUGUGGACAUAACAGCAAAGAUCCUCGAGGACAUCAUCCAUUCCUCAAACUUCGAGUACUGUGUUAUUAUCACAGCUGGCCACCCUAACGUCCAUGCGUAUGCCAGAUAUGGAGGACGAGAGACUGACGAAGGAGUCUUGAUGAAUCAGCUUGAACAGACCAUCUUAGGAUGGAUGGGAAAUAUGAAUUACACUGUGGAGAUUUUCUACAUUCCCCUUGUGGUGGUUCCCUACUCAGAAAACCUCUUCUUCAUGCCGCCCUUUGCGGAUCUCUAUCCAUUACUCAACACAGAUGUUGCAAGACUGGCUAAACUGCAGCAAGCUCAAGCCAAGGGAGAAAGGGUGAAGCUGGUCGAGAGUUUAGCUGAUGUGGAGUUUCAUCAUUUGCCAUUUGAAAUGCGUAUCAUGAUCCGGCAAUUUGUGGUGUGCAUCCAUAGCCUCAUGCAGGGGAUGAACGCCAGGGAUGAAAUCUUCUCUGUUGGUCACACGGCACGCAUCAUAGGCUCGGAAUUGGACUCUUUCAAUCCAGCCAGGCAGAGGAGAAAGAAUGCUGCAAACAAAGUAUCGAUUGUCUUAGUGGACAGAACCCUGGACCUGGCGGCAGCUUCCAUCUUCUCCGGCGAGACUCUGAUGGAGCGGAUCCUGUGCCUCCUGCCCAGGCUCUUCGGCCACCGCCUGGACUCGGCCGUCAGCAUGGCCCCGCUCUGCCAAGUGCACCCAUCCUCCGAAUGGACGCUGAUCCCCGGCUGCCUCGCGCCUCAAGGCAACGAGAAGAGAGCGAAGGAAGUUCUGGCGGCUUUGGUCUUGUCCUCCCGAAAAGAAGCUCUAAGUCUUCUCAACAAACACGUCUUACAGGCAGCCAACAGAAAGGAACCAGGAUCAGGGGAAAUAGACAAGGAAGGGAAAAUGACUCUUGGAAAUUUGAAGAAGAAUAUCCAGACAUUUGCGUCAGAUGUUGAAGCCUUCUCGGAGCAUGCCAGUCUGUUGCAACAAGGACUGGGUGUCGUAGAGGCGCUCUCAGAUGAACGGCAUGAGCACCUUGACCAACUCCUGAGCCUUCAGAAGCUUCUGCUGCAGUCCAUCGGGGACCCCGAAGAAACUCCUCCGUUUACACAGAUCUUGCAGCUUCUGAAGACCCGUGGCACUCACGGCGUCUCCCUAGAUGACGUUCUGACUCUGAUGGUGUACGCCACGUCUCUUGGAGGGUCGUCGGUGUUUUCUCAGAGGGAUGAAUAUGCACUCACCAACCUCCUGUCUCAUGCCAUCGUUGAGGAUAAGUUGGCUUUGUCGGACAACCUGCUGGAAAUCAUUGGGGAAGAUGUAGAUGAAGUGAGUGCUCUAAAAGCUUCUCAGAUUAUUGCUAGCCAGUUGCAUGCCAUAGCCACUGCCAGGGAUCACCUGAAAAAUUACAAAAAUCUCCAUAUCCCAGGAGAUGCUGCACAGCCUGCUUCAUGUCAAGGUUUGCUUCAGAAGCUGGUUCACGAUUCUCUGACUGCUCCUCAGACGGAAAUCACUGACAUUGAAUACAGAUCUGCAGGCUUCAAAGAUCUGAUCAAAACUGGUUUCAGCCUUUUUGUGAACGUGAGUAAGCCCAUGCCCAGAGACGCCCCGGCAAUCAUUGUGUACGUGAUUGGUGGAGUCACAGCUGGAGAGGUGCGGGAAAUUAAGCAGAGGGUGGAGGAAGUCGGCCCUCCCUGUGAAGUGCUCCUGGCCUCGUCACACCUGGCGCACCCCUCUGACACCAUUGCCAGAGCCUUGAAGCCCUCACCAUUCAUACAAAGUCUAUAAGGUCAAGGCAUAGCAUUUGUGUCUUGAUGGCUGCAUUCAAAAUGCUCAAGCUAUGGUUUUAUGUUUGAAACUUUGGAGAAUAAUUUUAUUUUUCAUUUUAGUUAAAUGAAUAGGGAGUCGUGGUGCAACUGAUGUCUGGUCUCCUCAGUAUUGUAAUAUUAGAUGUAACUCUGGAAGAUUUAUACUGAAACAAUAUAUACACUGUUAAGCUUGUUAUUUACUAUUUAUGUAGUUAUGAUAUAUAUGAAUUUAAUUCAUACAUGAUGUAUACACCUUCUUGUCUAAGUGUAUAUUGUGCUAUAUAUUUGAACCUUUAUUGGAAAAAUUACAUUCCCUUUAUUUUUACCUGAUAUUCUGAAGUCUAUAUCUACUCUCCGUCUGUAAAGAGAAAAAACUGAAUUGUGUUCUAUAUUGUGCUUGGUUUUGUACAUACAUUAUACUGUUUAUAUUUUGUCUAUUACAUGCUAUUGGGCAUUGACAGGGAUAAUAAAUGCGUUAAGGAUUGUUUUAUAUUAUGUUAAAUAAAUUAAAAACUUA
Molecule: messenger RNA, 2616 nt
Organism: Penaeus indicus
Lineage: Eukaryota; Metazoa; Arthropoda; Malacostraca; Decapoda; Penaeidae
Product: sec1 family domain-containing protein 2-like
Exons: 13
Coding region: 64-2079 (671 amino acids)
Biological process (GO): vesicle-mediated transport; intracellular protein transport
Source: RefSeq, a predicted model, not a curated record